Molecule: messenger RNA, 2512 nt
Organism: Colossoma macropomum (tambaqui)
Lineage: Eukaryota; Metazoa; Chordata; Actinopteri; Characiformes; Serrasalmidae
Exons: 13
Coding region: 113-2512 (799 amino acids)
Molecular function (GO): protein binding
Source: RefSeq, a predicted model, not a curated record
CAAUGAGCGAGCGAUCAACAAGGAGAUGAAAGAUCACAUCAUUAGGAGGCCAUCUGAAUGACUUACACCAACCUGAGGAGAAUAGCAGAUCUUCAGAUGAGUGAGAGCAGUGAUGGAGGACUAUCAGAAAGAUUCUACCAGACGAGCCCGGAGACACAGUCAUGGUGUCCUGCAGGAACUGUUUAGCAAAGGCUUCAGGACUGGAGGAAAGGAUGUCAUUACUCGUCCCCAGGUUAGAAGGGGUGAGAGGAACGGAACACCUGUAUAUUUCCACCCUCUGGCCCUGGACAGUGUCAUCACCCGCCGAGGCAGCCUGGUUCUGCUGAAUGGACCCAACACUCUAGAGAUCUACAAGCCCGGCAAGACGAGCCAAGCGGUGAACGGAGCACGGAUGACUGAUGUUUACCUGCCCGCGAUCACAGGGAAGAUGUCAAACCUGCAGGCGGCCCGGGCCAAUCUGAGUCAUUCCUGUCCCUAUCUGUACAGCAGCAGACGCCGCGGGUCCGCCUCCUCUGUCAUCUCACAAAGAGGCUCAGACUUCAACGGCAAACAGAGUUACCUUAAAGAACAGAAAGACUCGAGGAGGUCUAAUGUGGCAGUGACAAUGAUGUACCUUGGCCAGGGAAAGCCUGGAGCCACCCAGGAUGAGAUGAAGGUGCUCCAGCAGAUCUGUGGAGGGGAGAACAUCUGCGUCUUUAAAGGAUCUGUCUUGCCUGGAGAGCAGUUCCAGUUCACCUCCCAGAGACACCUUGGCUACCCUUUCAGUGCCACCUUCUACGUCAAUGGCAUAAUGGCAGGCAGAAUCAGUUCGUGCUGUGAAUACCGCUACUCCCCCGGCUUCCAGCAAGGCCGCAAGAGCUGCUUCAGGCUGACGCGACUGAGUGGGGGGAAACCGUGCUACAAAUGUGUGAAUUCAAGGCAUGGUAUUGGCCAAGAAGUGAAAGCUCACAACAAUCACCAAGCCAUCAAAUCUCAUGAAGGAGUGAUGGAGUCUUGCCCUUCAUCCCCUUUAUUCAUCCCUCUUGGAAUGGAGAGGUCUGUACGGAGGACAAGAAAGCUUCCUAAAGAGGGCAGCGGCGUUACUACAGAUAGCGAAGACAUGAACAACAGCGUGAAAGACAGGAAACGACACAAGCGGCACAAAGGACGUCGCAGCCAGCAGGGAGACGCCAAGGCCUCUGAGGAAUCCCAGAAUAAAAAAGGAGACACGAAAGAAGGAGAGAGCAAACCAGCAGCUGUAAAUCAACCCAGACCUCCUGUGAAAAAUUCAAGCAACGCCAAAGAACACAGCAGAGACAAUCCAGGACCUGACAGCGGAGUCAAAGCGCCAGAUUCAUUGCAGGAUGGCGAAGCCCUGAGUAAGCAAAAUGGAAAGAAAAGGCCAGCUGCUCUGCAAGCGAAUGGCAAAAGCAGAAACGAGGAAAGACUGAGAGACUUCUAUGAAGAAUGUGUUGAAAUGAGCACUGGUCUGGAAUCAGGCCUAGACCAACAGAAGUGGUUCAAAGCAAACAAGUACGAGAGGAAUAAGAUUAAAGAGCAGAUCACCUUGGGUCCCCAUCCUAAUGGCUCUUCUUCUGAGGUGGAACUCAGUGAAGAAAGUGACAGCAGCGUCCUCCAUUCAAAGGCAGGGAAGCUCAGGAUGAACACAAAGCAGCCGGAGACACCUCUCCAAGACGCUCCAGAGAACGAUGCAUCUGAUAAAGAACAAGAACUGCAAAAAAAGCUGGAUGCUAUGAUGGAGGUGCUGAGCUCAUCAGAUGAGGUGGAGCAGCUGGUUCUAAGGAAUACAGGGCUGACCGAUGACCUGCUGAAGGGUUUAGCCACAGCACUGAAGAGCAGCUUAUCUGAAGUCACCAUGAUCAACCUCAAUCUCAACCACAUCGGACCUCCUGGAGUUCAUGUUCUGCUUGACCUUCUGCAGGCCAAACUGGAGCUCAGGGGAUUACUAUUAUUUGGAAACCAGCUAGGUGAUCCUGGAGUUAAGACCCUGCUCAGUGGAGUGGCUGAUCUUCAAGAGAAAACAGCAGCUUCACCAAGAAUGCCAGCAUAUCCAGGACAGUUUUACUUUCCUGCACCGAGCUUCACCCUCAUAGAGCUGGACCUGGGGGGCAACGGAAUGGGAAGUGAAGGACUAAGAGUGCUGGGCACUUACAUGAGGUAUCACUCACAGCUGCAAUAUUUAGGCCUGGCCCAAACACCUUGCUCUGACAUGGAGGCCUGGAAUGUCUUGUUUGAAAGCCUGAAGGUGAACGUUAAACUAACCCACAUCAUUCUAGAUGAGAACCAUCUGGGAGACCAAGGAGUCAAGCUAUUCGCAGAGGCUCUGAAAGUGAAUGAAGGCUUACGGAAAGUGGACUUGGACAGUAAUGGUUUUGGUGAGGUUGGAGGAAACGCUAUCCUUGAGGCACUUCUCGGCAGGAAGCAGUGUUCUCUUGAGCACUUAAGCUUGCAAGAGAAUUACAUCAGUACAGCACUGAUGAGCAAGAUACAGCAGGUGGUCCUCCCUUUGUAA